Molecule: messenger RNA, 1498 nt
Organism: Leptidea sinapis
Lineage: Eukaryota; Metazoa; Arthropoda; Insecta; Lepidoptera; Pieridae
Product: gastrula zinc finger protein XlCGF17.1-like
Exons: 1
Coding region: 209-1228 (339 amino acids)
Biological process (GO): regulation of transcription by RNA polymerase II
Cellular component (GO): nucleus
Molecular function (GO): DNA-binding transcription factor activity, RNA polymerase II-specific; RNA polymerase II cis-regulatory region sequence-specific DNA binding
Source: RefSeq, a predicted model, not a curated record
GUUUACCUAUUAAAUUAUCAAAAUGAAAAUAGAUGAAUGGGGAAUAAGAUUUAUGUAUAUAGAAUAUAUUUAUUAUUUACUUUGAUUUAUUCUAAGGAUUAUGUUCUGAGUAAAAAUCACGUCACAUAUUUUCUAAUCUCGAAUCAAAUAUAGUGUCGAAUACAUGUUUCAGCAGCAAUUAGCAUAGUAGCAACAUAGGUACAUCAAUAUGGAAAGUAAUGAUUCGAAAGAAAAGCCAGGAAAAUCAUUUACUUGUACCAUUUGUAGCAAAACCUUCUGUUAUUCAACUGAAUUAGUUCGACAUAGCAAGGCACAUAAAGAUCAUAAACCGUUCAGUUGUGAUGUAUGCAGUAAAACAUUUGCUAAGGCCGAUUAUCUUAUGAAACAUAAAAGGAUACACACCAAAGUGAAAUCAUUUUCGUGUGAUGUGUGCGGUAAAAUGUUCAACUACGGGUUUCAAUUGACUGUUCACUACCGAACACACAUGGAGCAGAACUUGUAUAACUGUGCGGAGUGCGGCGGUUCCUUCAGCAGUGCUGGUCAACUAGAAAUACAUACGCGCAUCCAUACUGGCGAAAAACCAUUUUCUUGUUCCGUGUGUGACAAAUCUUUCAUAUCUGCAUCACAGCUUACAAAACAUAGUAAAAAACACUUAGACAAUAAACCAUACUGUGCUAAAUGUAAUAAAACAUUCACCAGUCAUAAAUUACUAGAAAUACAUAAAAAAGAGCAUAGUGAACCUAAGCCUUAUUGUUGUGAUCUUUGCAAUAAGAGUUUUAGCAGACCCAACCAUUUAGUUGUACACAGCAGGGUCCACACGGGAGAGAGGCCUUUUACUUGUAACAUUUGCGGUAGAGCUUUCAACCAAUCCAAUCACUUGAUCAUACAUUACAGAACCCAUACCGGAGAGAAGCCCUAUACCUGUGACAUAUGCAAUAAGGGAUUUAGCUCAUCAGGCCAACUUGUGAUCCACAAGAGAAUACAUACUGGGGAGCGGCCUUUCUGUUGUAAAGAAUGUGACAGGUGCUUCUGUUCUCCAAGUGAGUUGAUAGUUCACAACAGGACACACACGGGGGAACGGCCAUAUGAAUGUCGUAUUUGUUUCAAGGCUUUUAAUCAACUAUCCCAAUUAAAAAGACAUGCACAUAAGCAUAUAGGAGAUACAGAGGCAAUAAACACUUUGAAAGCUGAUAUAUGUGACAUUACUUUGGAAAAUGAACAUUUAUAAUGAACACUAAAAUUAUAUAUGGAAGAAUAGAGGCCCCAAAGACCUAUGUGUUCUAAUAUGUUAUAAAUUAAGCAGCAAUAUCAUAUCAAAUACUUUUAUAUUAAUACUUGGCUUAGAAUAUCGUGUUAAUGACAGAGUGAUUCACUUGUUAUGUAAAACAAAGCUAAGUAGUACUGGUGUAUAUCAAGGUAGAGUUUUACACACCAUUAAUUGUAUCAGAGUUGAGACCAUGAUAUAUUGUGGGUGCUGUAUUAAAUAUAUUUUGUUUUA